CGUCGUGCUUAAGAAACAGAAGCGCUGGAUUCAAGUGUUUAACUCGGUCCUCUGUGGCUCAGAGACACUCAGUUCCCGCAGACUGCAGGGAUGGGCUGUGGACUGGAUGGCUGACAAUAAGGGACACGGACCAAUCAAAUGAUAAGAUGCUUGCUCGUGACCGCUUCCUCCUCCUGGUGAUGGUGGGCGGAGCCGUGCUGGCCAUUAUCAGUCUGAGCCUCCAGUUCUUGAACCUGAUUCCCACCACUCCGAUGUUGGAAGAACAACCCUUCCAGGCUGUAGAUGGAGGUCCUGGAGUGGCUCUGGGGAAGAGCAGAAAGAGAGUGUUCCCCGUGCCUCACACCCAGGAGCCCGACCCCAUAUCUGAGGCUUACAGCUACUGCAACAGUCCCAGCCACACUGAACAGGCCUGGGAGGGUCACAGUCCUGCUGACUACAAGCUGCUGUCUGUCCAAGUGAUGAUUCGCCAUGGUGACCGCUACCCACUCUACUCCAUCCCCAAGACCAAAAGGCCCGCCAUCGACUGCACCAUGUCCAUCAGCAGGAAGCCGUCCCACCCCUUGAUGAACUCCUUCAUCAGUCACAUGGGCCUGGGAGGGCGUGGCCACUGGGAGUCACCACUGGGCUCUGUUCCUCGUCUGCCCAACCACAGUGCCUGUGAGAUGGGAGAGCUCACGCAGACAGGUGUGGUGCAGCACCUGCGCAAUGGGCAGCUCCUCCAUCAAGCCUACAAGCAUCAUAAUCUCCUCCCCUCCGACUGGACUCCCCGCCAGGUGUGGGUUGAGACCACAGGUAAGAGCCGGACUCUCCAGAGCGGACUGGCCCUCCUCUACGGCUUCCUCCCGGACUUUGAUUGGACGAAACUGACCGUGCGACAUCAGUGGAGCACGUUGUUCUGUGGCUCGGCCUGUGACUGCCCCGCCAGGAACAGAUACCUGGAGGAGGAGCAGCGGAGGCAGUACCGGCUCAGAGUGAGUGACACCGAACUCGAGAGGACUUACGCCGAAAUGGCACGCACUUUGGGUGUGCUCACCCGCCAACUCCGAGCCGCAAACCCUAUAGACUCCCUGCUGUGCCACCUGUGCCAUGGCCUUUCUUUCCCAUGCGUUUCCACGGGAGAUAGCGGCACAAAGGGAUGUCUAACAAUGGCACAGUUUGCUGUGAUUCGUCGACAGCAGCUAGAUGAUGAGGUGGAUCGAAGAAGAGUCGGGCUGUACCAUAAAUACUCCGUCCUGGCCAUGUACCCCUACCUCAACCGAACUGCCACCAAGAUGGAGCGUGUUGCCAGGGACGGUGAGGCCGGCCGACAGCCUCGCGCAGGCGGCGAGGAGGUCUUCACUCUCUCGUCAGCCCACGAUGUUACCAUGGCCCCGUUGCUGAGUGCCCUGGGGCUGGAGGAGGCCCUCUUUCCACGUUUUGCAGCAAGAAUAGUUUUUGAACUGUGGAAGAGUCCACCAGCGACGCAAGGACAGCUGAAGAAGAGAGCUAGCAAAGGUGAGAAGUCAAAGGCGAAAGACAGGGAACUGUUCAUCAGGGUGCUGUACAACGGUGAGGAUGUGACAUUUCACACCACCUUCUGUCGCUCCCAUGACCGCCACGCCAGUCAGCCCCUCUGCCCUCUGAAGAACUUCCUGUCUUUUGUCAGGAGAGACAUGUUCAGCGUUGUCAACGCUACUUCCUACCAGGAGGCCUGCUACAGGCGCCCUGGUUGACAGAUGGAAAGGAUGGUGACUGAGUAGGGAUGCAGAGUUGGCAGAUGGUUGUACUUUCCUGUUUUUUUUUAUUUUUUAUUUUUUCCACUUUUGAAGAUGAUGCACUUUUAUGCUGCACGUUGUGUCUUAAAAAAAAUCCACAUUUUUAAAUGUAGUCCUUGACAUUCCUGAGCACAAAAUGCGUGGCAAACACAGAGUACUGUUCAUAUAUGUUGGUCAGAGGUCUUAAGUUUCUAACCUUUCUUCAAACUUCAAAAUUCUGUUUUGAUAUUUUCUGUUUCCUAUAGCGUAUCUGUAGGUGUUAAGUAAUUCAAGGGAAGUUGUAUGGCACUUAGCCACUUUAUUCAUACGUUCCAUAAUACCAUGGAAUUGUAAAAUUCCAGUAAUCCCAAAUGCUUGCAAGCAAAGGGACUAUUGAAGCUGGAAAUACUAUGCUGGAUUAAUCAUUCUUGAAAAACAUUUUGUCUAUAAUAAGUCUUUUCAAUGAACAUGUAACUUUGGGCUGGUUUUGCCCAUAUUACUCAGUUGGCAUUUCUUUGAUUUCAAUGUUUAUUCAGUGCAGUAGGCUAUAGGGGUUUUUUCUACUUUGACACUGCUACCUUAUUUUCCUUUGUUUGAGUCAAUUAACUGCGGUACUUUGAAAGUGACAAAUGGUAGGUGUUUUCUUUUUUCUUCUGACAUUAAUUUACAACCACAAUGCAUCUGUAUUUAUAUUAAUUGGGAAUAUAACCAAUCGGACCAAUUGCUUGUAGAAAACUGAAUUUAAUAAAGGUUCAUUAUGAGCAGA
This is a messenger RNA of Chelmon rostratus (copperband butterflyfish), 2499 nucleotides long. RefSeq names its product 2-phosphoxylose phosphatase 1 (gene pxylp1). NCBI's taxonomy places the organism in Eukaryota, Metazoa, Chordata, Actinopteri, Chaetodontiformes, Chaetodontidae. The record is from RefSeq and is a predicted model, not a curated record. Gene Ontology annotation, cellular component: Golgi apparatus. Gene Ontology annotation, biological process: dephosphorylation; glycosaminoglycan biosynthetic process; chondroitin sulfate proteoglycan biosynthetic process. Gene Ontology annotation, molecular function: phosphatase activity. The transcript is spliced from 6 exons. Bases 147 to 1712 code for a protein of 521 amino acids.